Molecule: messenger RNA, 636 nt
Organism: Balearica regulorum gibbericeps (East African grey crowned-crane)
Lineage: Eukaryota; Metazoa; Chordata; Aves; Gruiformes; Gruidae
Source: RefSeq, a predicted model, not a curated record
AUGUCUCCAGAUCCUACUGGAAUUAAAGAUCUCUCUGCCUGGCAGAGGGCUGGGGGUCCUGGCCUGCCCGUUCGGGUAACAGGCAGGUGGUGGGAUGAGACCUUCUGCUCCUUUUUUCUCUUCCUCCCGCUCCUCUCUGCAGGCUCAGCGUAUUACGAUAACGUUCGUCCCUUGGCCUACCCGGACUCGGACGCUGUGCUCAUCUGCUUUGACAUCAGCCGCCCGGAGACCCUGGACAGUGUGCUCAAGAAGUGGCAAGGGGAAACUCAGGAGUUCUGCCCCAACGCGAAGAUUGUGCUGGUCGGCUGCAAGCUGGACAUGCGGACGGACUUAAACACGCUCCGGGAGCUUUCCAAGCAGCGCCUGAUCCCCGUGACGCACGAGCAGGGCAGCGCGCUGGCGCGGCAGAUUGGGGCAGUGGCCUAUGCAGAGUGCUCCUCCAAGGUCUCGGAGAACAGCGUACGGGAUGUGUUUCACGUGACCACACUUGCCUCGGUCAACAGGGUGCACAAGAACUUGAAGCGCAGCAACUCCAAACGGGGACUGAAGCGGGCAUCACAGAUGUCUGGCAGGACGGACUUACUGAACGACACAGAGAUCAGGAAAGACCGAGCCAAGAGCUGCUCCAUCAUGUGA